AUGACGACGAAGAAGAAGGAAGACAACGACGCGAAAAAAGGAGGAAACUCAUACGAGGUGGACGCGAAGUAUUCGUUCAAAGAUUUAGUCUCUGUGUCGCCGCCGUCUUGGCAGCUGUUUUCCGGAAACGGACGAGAUGAUGAUGAUGUCAAAGAGGACAAAAAGGAGGAAAAGAAGACAAAGAAGGAACGGACGCCAACGAAGCCUUCGAUGAGUUUAAAUGUUGCAAUCGAGGACGAGGAAAGAAGGAAAACCCCGAUUAAGAAGAAGGCUUUGAUGACGAGUAAGAGUAAAACUCUUUCGAUGAAACCGAAAUUGGGGAAAAUGUCUUUCGUCGACGCGUUCUUUCUCCCGGGCGAGCUCGAGCGCGUGAAGCGGAAGUCUCGCGAGUGGGGGGCGGCGGCUUGGAGCGCAAGAGGAGAUACAACAAAAGACGAGGAUUUUGAGGAGGUGCGAAGAAAACGAGAUAUACAAAAACAGCUUCUCUCGGAAUGGCAUCAGACGGUGGAGAAGUUCAGGGACGAUUAUAAGGCGAAGAGGAAAGCCGCGUAUCGACGAGGGAAAGAUAUCAGCCGCGUAAAAACAAACGCUGCAAACAAAGUUUGGCAAAAACUCGACGAUUGCCUCAAAUACUUACAUAAGUCGAAGAGGCGAAAAUGCCUCGUAAAAGCGACUUGGAGGACGAAGACAUCGCUUCUUACGCUCGGUACUUCAAGCGCGCCGAAGAGCGAGUAUAAAACUACUCCUCGCGAGAAAAAGGGCGGCGCCAAGAAGAACCAACGACGGAUAACUACGAUACGCUCAAUACGUGGUCGAGACGACGACGACGAGAGGGAGAGAAAGAGAGAGAAACAAAAGCGAUGCAGAUAG
This is a messenger RNA of Bathycoccus prasinos, 870 nucleotides long. RefSeq lists its product with no specific name. The record is from RefSeq and is a predicted model, not a curated record. The transcript is spliced from 2 exons. Bases 1 to 870 code for a protein of 289 amino acids. Lineage: Eukaryota; Viridiplantae; Chlorophyta; Mamiellophyceae; Mamiellales; Bathycoccaceae.